Molecule: messenger RNA, 543 nt
Organism: Drosophila subpulchrella
Lineage: Eukaryota; Metazoa; Arthropoda; Insecta; Diptera; Drosophilidae
Exons: 1
Coding region: 15-422 (135 amino acids)
Source: RefSeq, a predicted model, not a curated record
CAUAAAUAAAAAAGAUGUCUGCAAAAAAUCGGGUCCUAAGCAAAUCCCAGGAGUUUAAAUUAAUGCGUUCCGAGUACGAGCUUAGAGUAAAUCAAUUGGAAAGAGAUGUUUACGAGUGCUGUAAAAUUCUGAAUAAAGUACGGAAAACUAAAGAACUAAAUAAUAACUGCUCAUCAGCAAAGAACGGCUGUGAAAAAGAAAAAUUUGUAUCCUGGGAGUUCGAUAUGAGAGAUUUCCCAGUGGAGAACAUUGCAAUUCAACUCAGGGAUAAGAUCGUGUAUCUUCGAGCCUUCAAGAAAAAUUUGGUUAUGAAACAAGAAAUAUUAUUGCCCCAAAAUGUGGAUAAGUCUAAAGUCACGGCAAUUUUGACAGCUAGCGGGAAUUUAACCAUAUCUGUUCCAAUAAUUACCGCUAUUAGAUGAUCUGAGGGUUACGUUUGAAAUUACUCAAGUAGAUUUGUUAUCAUUGCUUUUAUGUUUGUUCUACCCAUUUAUUAUUUUGUUAUUCUGACUAUAUAUUUUAAUAAAACUUUAUAAAAACUGC